AAAGAAAGGCAGGAAGAAGACGGCAGUGCAAAAGCUCAUAAAAAUAAGAAGGGGGAGCUUGAAGAUGCAAGACAGAUGAAAAUCAAAAAGCAAGAGGAGGAGGAGCAGAAACGCUGGCGAUGGUGGGAGGAGGAGAAGUAUGAAAAUGGGGUAAAAUGGAAGUUUCUGGAACACAGAGGACCAUACUUCCCUCCCGAGUACCAGCCUCUACCGGACAAUGUUAAGUUCUACUAUAAUGGUAAAGUAGUGAAGCUAAGCCUGGCAGCUGAGGAGGUGGCUUUAUUCUUUGCCCAGAUGCUAGAUCAUGAGUACACCACCAAGGAUGUUUUCCGUGAGAACUUCUUUAAUGAUUGGCGGAAGGAAAUGACCGAGGAUGAAAGGUUGUUGAUCGGCAAUCUCAACAAAUGUGAUUUUGGAGAAAUCCAUGCCAUGCACAAGGCUAAAGUGGAGGCCAAAAAAAACCUGAGCAAGGAGGAUAAAUUGGCUCUGAAAGAGGCCAACCAGAAGAUAGUGGAUGAGUAUGGCUUUUGUAUGCUGGAUCACCACAAGGAGCGUAUUGGCAACUUUAAGAUUGAGCCCCCGGGGUUGUUCCGAGGCCGAGGCGAGCACCCCAAACAGGGUAUGCUGAAGAAAAGGAUCCAACCAGAGGAGGUCAUAGUCAACUGCAGCAAGGAUUCAUGUAUACCGGUGCCUCCUGCUGGUCACAAUUGGAAGGAAAUUCGCCAUGACAACUCUGUAACCUGGCUCGCCUGCUGGACAGAGAACGUCCAGGGCUCCAUUAAGUACGUCAUGCUCAACGCUAACUCCAAGCUCAAGGGUGAGAAGGACUGGGAGAAAUACGAGGUGGCUCGGAAACUGAAGUCCUGUGUGGAAGGCAUCCGCAACCAGUACCUCCUGGACCUCCAGUCCAAGGAGAUGGGCACACGCCAGAGAGCCGUGGCUCUCUACUUCAUAGAUAAGCUGGCACUGAGAGCAGGUAACGAGAAGGAGGAGGGCGAGACUGCAGACACAGUAGGCUGCUGCUCCCUGCGCAUUGAACACAUCACCCUCCAUAAGCAGCUGGAUGGCAGUAACUAUGUGGUGGAGUUUGACUUCCUGGGGAAAGACUCUAUUCGCUACUACAACAAAAUCCCUGUGAUCAAGAAGGUUUUCAAGAGUCUUAAACUGUUCAUGGCGCACAAAGAACCUGGGGAUGAACUGUUUGACCGCCUUAAUACAAACUUGCUGAACAAGCACCUGAGUUCUCUGAUGCCAGGUCUGACAGCCAAGGUCUUCAGGACAUACAAUGCGUCCAUCACCCUACAGCAGCAGCUGAAAGCGCUCUCUAACAAGUCUGACAGCCUGGCAGAGAAGCUGCUUUCUUACAACAGGGCUAAUAGGGCGGUUGCAAUUCUUUGCAACCACCAGCGGGCGCCGCCAAAGACAUUUGAUCAGUCCAUGGCCAACUUGCAGGUUAAGAUUGAUGCUAAGAAGGAGCAGCUGGCCCUUACCAAGACUGAGCUGAAGCAGGCGAAGAAGGAGGCAAAGGCCAAAGGCAGCUCAGACCCCAAGCUGCAGGCGCUGUUGGAGCGUAAAAAAAAGGCAGUUCAGCGCUGUGAGGAGCAGUUGCUGAAGAUGGAGGUCCAGGCUACUGACAGAGAAGAGAACAAACAGAUUGCCCUGGGCACCUCCAAACUCAAUUACUUGGAUCCACGCAUUACCGUAGCCUGGUGUAAAAUCAUGGAUGUGCCUCUGGAUAAAAUCUACAACAAGAGCCAGAGGGACAAGUUUGCAUGGGCCAUCGACAUGACAGAACCUGACUUUGAGUUCUAA
Lampris incognitus (smalleye Pacific opah) is the source of this 1812-nucleotide messenger RNA. RefSeq names its product DNA topoisomerase 1. The transcript has 15 exons. Gene Ontology annotation, cellular component: chromosome; nucleolus. Bases 76 to 1812 code for a protein of 578 amino acids. The record is from RefSeq and is a predicted model, not a curated record. Gene Ontology annotation, biological process: DNA replication; chromosome segregation; DNA topological change. Lineage: Eukaryota; Metazoa; Chordata; Actinopteri; Lampriformes; Lampridae. Gene Ontology annotation, molecular function: DNA binding; DNA topoisomerase type I (single strand cut, ATP-independent) activity.